Molecule: messenger RNA, 2303 nt
Organism: Argiope bruennichi
Lineage: Eukaryota; Metazoa; Arthropoda; Arachnida; Araneae; Araneidae
Gene: Tsp26A
Product: tetraspanin-5-like
Exons: 9
Coding region: 54-1067 (337 amino acids)
Biological process (GO): protein localization to plasma membrane; protein maturation
Cellular component (GO): membrane
Source: RefSeq, a predicted model, not a curated record
UUUCUGUUUCAAGCGACUUUUCGUCUUGACUUAGUUUAGUGUAGUGAAUUUUCAUGUACUAUUGGGUUGAUGACCAAAUGUCAAAUUCACGAGAAUUGCAACAGCUUAGAAGUAUAAGCGAUGGAAGAAUGUCUGGAAGAAAACAUAGACGAGAUAAAAGCGAAAUUAGUUGUUGCCUAAAGUAUUUAAUAUUUGGAUUCAAUGUAAUAUUUUGGCUAUUAGGUCUUUGCAUUUUCAUUGUUGGAAUCUGGGCCUGGACUGAGAAAGAUAUUUUUAACAACCUCAGCAGACUAACAAACAUCACUCUAGAUCCAGCAUUUGUAUUCAUUGUUGCAGGUGUGAUUACUUUUACUAUUGGAUUUACAGGUUGUGUUGGAGCCUUGAGAGAAAAUACUUGCUUAUUAGCUUCUUAUGCAAUCUUCUUAGCUAUUUUAUUACUGUUGGAAAUGACAGCUGGGACACUUGGCUUCAUCUUUAAAGACUGGAUUAAAAAUCAAGCUACAAAUGGCUUCCAGGCUUUUAUUGUUCAUUAUAGAGAAGAUCCUGAUCGACAAAAUCUGAUAGAUUGGAUCCAAGAGCAAUGGCUGGAAUGCUGUGGUAUUGAAGGUCCAAAGGACUGGGAUAUGAAUGUGUAUUUCAACUGCUCAAGUGUUGAUGUUGGUAGCAGAGAAGCUUGUGGAGUGCCAUUUUCGUGUUGUAAGCCUCAACCGAAUGAAGUUAUAAAGAAUAAGCAAUGUGGUUAUGAUGUGAGGAAGCAGGAUUAUACAGGUGAUAAGUCUACGGUGAUCUACGAGAAGGGCUGCUUGAGAGCUGGUGAAGAGUGGAUAGAGGCUAAUCUGGUGCCGGUGGCGGGAGUGUCGGUUGGGGUGGCUGUGCUACAGGAACGUGACAGAUCUCGUGUCAUUUUUGAGAAAGGUUGUGUGCGUUCUGGUGAAGAAUGGGCAGAAAAGAAUCUUUUGCCUUUAGCUGGAUUUGUUUUGGCUGUUGCAUUUGCUCAGAUUUUGGGCAUUUGUUUUGCUCAAAACUUGCGAGCUGACAUUUUUGCUCAGAAGGCGAAGUGGCACUGACAAAUAAUGUCAGCGAGGUCUCACCACCUGUGCUGACAAUAAAUAAAUAAAGCAAUCAUUGUUACUUUUUUUAUGACAACUAUCUAGUGAGUUGUGGACUUCUUCAUGCAGCCCACUCAGUUAUCAUAUUUAUAACGUACACUUGACAUUUUUCCAGUCAAGUUUUACUGUAUACAAUUGCUUAUGUCAGUAGAACCAUAACCUCCUUGAGGAACUACUUAUAAUAUGUUCUACUUUUGCAAAAUCAUUCUCUGCCAAUUCUUGCUGAUGGGAAAUAUCAUCAGCAUUUUUCAACAUUCAAUGCCUGACUUCUUUUGUCUGCAUUUAUACAAACUUUUCAAUUUUGAUAUCUGAAAUUUUGUGAAAGACUGGAUUAUUUCAUUUGCAAAUAGUAUUGACUUUUGAGUGCUUGUGGAGAAUUUUUGUCUUAAGAAAAUAAGGUCCAAUUCAAGAUUAUGUGAAGCUUUAUUCAAUAUUUUUUUUAGCUUUUAAUAUCUUGUAUGUUGAAGUUUUGUGUAGAUGUGAAUGAAUAAGUUCUGUCUGUUUUUUUAUAUGAAUUUAUUUAUCAUUGUAGUUAUAUAAUAAUUUUUUGAAGGAAAAUCAUUGUGCAUGUAUGUCUAAAACCAUAAUUUCAAAAUAUCUAAAUGAUUUUUUUUUUUCUUUGUUAUCCUUUUGGGAGAAGCCAUUGUACAUAUGCCUAAAAUUGUAAUCGUUUCAAGGUAUGUGAAUAAGUUAAUUUUUGUUUCCUUAAAAAUGGAACUAAUACAUAAUGUUUGCAUUUAUGUAAAGCAGAAAAAAAAUGUAUUUCUUUACACGAGGAAUUUAUUUUCUCAUUUUUUUUUAAAUAGUGCAUUAAAGUAAUAUUUAAAAUUACUAAAAAUUUAAUAGAAUAUAACAUCAGCUAUUAAAAACUUAAAAGAUAGUCAUUGUAUGCCCAUAAUUCUUUCAUUACCUUACACACUGCUUCUAGGUUGAAAUUGUAUUUUCAUAUAUUCUUUUAAGUGCUUUUAAAUACUUAGGUGCAGAUUUUUCCCUUCUACAUUUUGUAUGUACGAGUGGUUCUCUAUUGCAAACAUGAAGAGAGUUAUUAAAGAUUUGUUAAAGCUGACAUCAUAAGAAAAAUAAAGAUAUUAAAUAAUUGUUUUAAAAUAAAAUUUCUCCUUUAUUGAUAAUUGGUUGUUUAGAUUUUUCUGAAUAACAGCGUAUAAUUAAAAACUUCCACCCUCCCCAUUUUUU